CCGCGCGGCGCUCAGUGCCAGGCGGGAGGCGGUAGCGGUUGGAGGCUUCUCCGGGCUUUGCAGCGGGGACUUCGGCAGCGGCGCCUCAGGCACCUCAGCCCUGACACCCUACUUGUAAAGAGAAGGCUCUUGGGAGCUGCUCCUAAGAAGUGGUUCUUCGUCCUGUAUUGACUCCCUGCCCCCGUGAACUUCUGUGUCCCAGUGUUUGUUGCAGCAGCACAGUGACGUUGGUGUGAAUAAUUGAUUGUGGUGUCUCCUCCUGGAGACUGUCAACUUCGUGAGAGCCGGGCCCGUCUCCUUGCUCACCAUUGCAUCUGCAGCGUCUAGCAUCACGCGAGGCGCACGGUCAGAACACGAUGAGGCGAGUGGUACGACAGAGCAAGUUUCGCCAUGUGUUUGGACAAGCGGUGAAAAAUGACCAGUGUUACGAUGAUAUCCGGGUUUCUCGAGUGACCUGGGAUAGUUCCUUUUGUGCUGUCAAUCCUAGAUUCGUUGCCAUAAUCAUAGAAGCGAGUGGGGGAGGAGCGUUCCUUGUACUCCCUUUGCACAAGACUGGUCGAAUUGACAAAUCCUACCCCACAGUGUGUGGUCACACAGGACCAGUGCUGGACAUAGACUGGUGCCCACAUAAUGAUCAGGUCAUUGCCAGCGGCUCAGAGGACUGCACGGUUAUGGUAUGGCAGAUCCCAGAAAACGGACUCACCCUUUCCCUGACUGAGCCCGUGGUCAUUUUAGAAGGCCACUCAAAGAGAGUUGGCAUUGUGGCCUGGCACCCGACGGCCCGCAACGUGCUUCUCAGUGCAGGCUGUGAUAACACCAUCAUCAUCUGGAACGUGGGGACGGGGGAAGCCCUUUUAAACCUGGACGAUAUACAUUCGGACAUGAUUUACAACGUGAGCUGGAACCGGAACGGCAGUCUGAUCUGCACAGCCUCCAAAGACAAGAAAGUGAGAGUAAUCGAUCCUAGGAAACAGGAGAUUGUUGCUGAGAAGGAGAAAGCACAUGAAGGAGCCCGACCCAUGAGGGCCAUCUUUCUGGCUGACGGCAACGUCUUUACCACUGGUUUCAGCCGCAUGAGCGAGCGGCAGCUGGCCCUCUGGAACCCGAAAAAUAUGGAGGAACCAAUUGCUCUGCAUGAAAUGGACACUAGCAAUGGGGUGUUGCUACCUUUCUAUGACCCUGACACCAGUAUCAUUUACUUAUGUGGAAAGGGCGACAGCAGUAUCCGCUAUUUUGAGAUCACGGACGAAUCCCCGUAUGUCCACUACCUCAACACAUUCAGCAGCAAGGAGCCUCAGAGGGGGAUGGGUUACAUGCCCAAGAGGGGACUCGAUGUCAACAAAUGUGAGAUUGCCAGAUUCUUCAAACUUCACGAGAGAAAGUGUGAGCCUAUUAUCAUGACUGUCCCCAGGAAGUCUGACCUUUUCCAGGAUGACCUGUACCCUGACACGGCGGGGCCCGAAGCGGCCCUGGAGGCGGAAGAGUGGUUCGAGGGGAGGAAUGCAGAUCCACUCCUCAUCUCCCUGAAGCACGGAUACAUUCCCGGCAAAAACAGGGACCUCAAGGUGGUCAAGAAGAACAUUCUGGACAGCAAGCCCACGGCAAACAAGAAGUGCGACCUGAUCAGCGUCCCCAAGAAGACCGCAGACGCAGCCGGCGUGCAAAAUGAAGCCAAAUUGGAUGAGAUUUUGAAAGAGAUCAAAUCUAUAAAAGACACAAUCUGCAAUCAAGAUGAGCGUAUUUCCAAGUUAGAACAGCAGAUGGCGAAGAUAGCAGCCUGAAGGUCCACCCCCCACCCUGCAGACGGAGCAAGAACGCGCUCUCGUGGCUGGUAGUUGGUGUGGUCCCAGGGAGGGCGAAAGGGAGGCACUGCCACUUGGAGACAUUUCAGAUCUGUCGACCAGCGAUAGGCCACAUUCCAGUAAGGACUCAACUCGUCUCCCAAAUUUGCAGAAACAAAAUGUGAUUUAAAAGCUGAGCUUUUUACCAGAAAGCUUUUUUUGAUGUUUUAAGUGUUAUGUGACUUGUGAACUUCUAAAAGACAAAAGUGCUACUUUGAAAAUCCCAGAUAUUCUGAAUUUUAGCAAACCAACCAAUUCUGAUUCAGUGUCCUGCCCAAGUACCUUUGUUUUUUUUGGGUUUUUUCAUUUUUUACAAACAGGGACCAAUGCCACAUUGCUUUUUAUAUUUCUUUUUUUUUUUUUUAAUGUUGCCAAAACCAAAAGUAGCUUUUUUUCUUUGUAUUUUGCUACUUUGCAGUAUUUGUGUGUGGGGUUUUUUUUUCUCCUUAAUUUGAAAGGGACAGCACUGUGUAUGUUUAUAAACUAAAUGAAGAUAUUAUUUUGUAUAAACAUUCAUCUGAGAACAAUCAGAGCAGUAGCCACACUGUGCUGGCUUCUUUGCAGCACAAACCUGGUCAUCUUAAUGACUGUACAAAAGGAAGACUUGAAAAAUCAUGUGGAUUCAUAUUCCCACCCCUCCCUUUCCAUUGAGUCUUCUGAUCAAAAAAAGCUCAUAUCGAAUCGUUUCCUUUCUCUUUUCUAGAAAUUGGGUGGUUGUACCAGAAUGGAAUUUUGCUUCUUGGUUAUCCUGUGCUUCAGAUGAUUAUAAUCGAACCUAAACUUG
Messenger RNA from Physeter macrocephalus (sperm whale), 2625 nucleotides. It is a transcript of the gene CORO1C, whose product is annotated as coronin 1C. Bases 357 to 1781 code for a protein of 474 amino acids. Gene Ontology annotation, biological process: actin filament organization; neural crest cell migration. The transcript is spliced from 12 exons. The record is from RefSeq and is a predicted model, not a curated record. Lineage: Eukaryota; Metazoa; Chordata; Mammalia; Artiodactyla; Physeteridae. Gene Ontology annotation, molecular function: actin filament binding.